UCCAUGGACCAUCUAGAUUUUGGUGCUGUGUCUGGUAGCAAGACUGUGGCUCCACCAUGAAGCAGUGUGUGGUACUGAUGAUGGCCUUCGUUUGCGUCCAUGGGGCCCCUGUGGACGUUUUGACCCCCGGUUCUUGCAAAGAUGCUGUAACAAGCAGUGCUGCUGCUGAAGCUAUGAACAAAAUCAAUCUGGACCGCACUGAGGGUUACAUUUUCAGCCUUGAUCGUCUCACCAAUGUCCAUCAGAUGAAGCAUGGGGAGACAGGAAUUGUCUUCUAUCUCACAUUUGAUGUUUUGGAGACCAAGUGUCAUGUCAUCAGCAAGAAAAACUGGAGAAACUGUGAAAUCCGAAACCCUGAACAGUACCCAGUCUAUGGACAGUGCAAGGCCGUUAUGUACAUGAACCGAGUUCACAGAGUGACCCGUCUGUAUAAGUAUAGCUGUACUGUGAGACCAGUGCCUGCCUCCAAAAUCAGAGAACGGUGCCCAGAUUGCCCUGUACAGCUCCCAGAGGAUCAUGAAGCAGUCUUGAGGACAGUGAAGAUGGGCAUGGAGAAAUACAAUAAUGAGAGUGCAGUGGCAAACUACUUUGUUCCUCUAAACAUUACAAGAGCUUUCUCUCAGCGUGACUUCGGAAGAUUCUACAGUGUGGAGUUCACCAUCCAAGAGACGGUCUGCUCUUCCAAAAACAAUACUGCUGAUGUCUCUAAAUGUGAGGUCAUGGCAUGCGAGUUUGCGCACAAAGGAUUCUGCAAAGUCUCUCACUCGGUCACAAUCACCAACGAGGAGCAUCUCAGUGUUCAGUGUGAAAUCUUUGAACCAGAGGCUGCUGAAGAGGAGAAGAAAAAACACUUGAUUGGAGGUGAACUGGACCACAGCCAUAGCAGCACAACUGGCUCAGCUACUGAACAAGAUCAUGACCACACCAAACCCCACACACAUGAACAUGACCAUGAACACACCUCAGGCCACGACCACACACACGAACAUGGCAAGGAUCUUGGACACUCUCACGAGCACGACCAUGCUCACGCCCAUCACGCCAAUGCCCAUGAGCACGGUCAGGACGAGUGGGAGCACCAUCACCACCAGUACGGUCACAAAAAGGACGAGACCCAUGAACACGACCAUGAGGUGGCCCUGGACCACGAGCACAAACACAGACAUCUCCACGAGCAUGAGCAUCACCACCACCACCACGAUCAUGAGAAUAAAACUACAGUAAGGCGUCCUGAUGGCAUGAUCAAUGUCCUUCCUCCCAUGGAUAAGCCCAUGACCCUUCCAUCCUUCCCUGACAAGCCUGCUGCAGGACCUGAGCAGCCCUCCACCCUCCCGUUCCACCCUGACCCCCAGAUACCAGGACAAAGGGAGCCCACCAUCCAUCCCUUCCCUGACACCAUGUCCCCUGAGUGUCCUGCAAAGUCCAACAUCCACAAUGGACUGCUUAAGCAGAUCAUCAGUGAGGAUCCGCUCUUUAAACCCACUGUGUAGAGACCUUUGAAUAAUUAAUGUGCAGUGUAAUAAAUACUGCAGUGUUAUAUUAUGCUUUGUGCAA
Carassius auratus (goldfish) is the source of this 1554-nucleotide messenger RNA. It is a transcript of the gene fetub, whose product is annotated as fetuin B. Bases 57 to 1490 code for a protein of 477 amino acids. The transcript has 7 exons. Gene Ontology annotation, molecular function: cysteine-type endopeptidase inhibitor activity. Gene Ontology annotation, cellular component: extracellular region. The record is from RefSeq and is a predicted model, not a curated record. Gene Ontology annotation, biological process: negative regulation of endopeptidase activity. NCBI's taxonomy places the organism in Eukaryota, Metazoa, Chordata, Actinopteri, Cypriniformes, Cyprinidae.